Molecule: messenger RNA, 1429 nt
Organism: Pseudoliparis swirei
Lineage: Eukaryota; Metazoa; Chordata; Actinopteri; Perciformes; Liparidae
Gene: rab20
Product: RAB20, member RAS oncogene family
Exons: 2
Coding region: 204-986 (260 amino acids)
Biological process (GO): intracellular protein transport
Cellular component (GO): endomembrane system
Molecular function (GO): GTP binding; GTPase activity
Source: RefSeq, a predicted model, not a curated record
CCAGAUCGAGACGAGCCGACGGCGAACAGUCGCGCGCUCACAACUUAACAUGAGUUCCUCGAAAGGCCUUGGUCAGCGGAAUUCGCGACCGAUCCGACAUUAAAUCGACGAGUUAGAUCGACUUUCCUUCCUCCCGACAACAGGGAGGAGGAGAAGAAGAAGAAGAAGCGCCCCCGCUGCGCGGGACACGACCACUCAGCAACAUGCCCGAAAUGUCGAAGAUGAAGAAGCCGGACGUCAAGGUAGUUCUCCUGGGAGACAUGAACGUGGGCAAGACGUCGCUGCUCCACAGGUACACGGAGAGGAGAUUUAAAGACACCAUCAGCACCGUCGGAGGGGCGUUUUUCCUCAAACAGUGGGGACCGUACAAUAUCUCAAUAUGGGACACUGCUGGUCGCGAACAAUUCCACGGGUUGGGCUCGAUGUACUGUCGAGGCGCCGCCGCCGUCAUCCUCACCUACGACGUCACCAACUGGCAGAGCCUCGCUGAGCUGGAGGAGCGCUUCCUGUCCCUGACCGACACGGCGAACCACGACUGCAUUUACGCUCUCGUGGGCAACAAGGCCGACCUCACGGACCCCACGGCCCAGCUGUGUCUGGACUCGGACGUGGCGUCCGAGGAGCGCAUAGAGGAGAGGACGGAACCGCAGGCGCCGUCCGGAUGCCCCACGCCGCCGGCCUCCCCGGCCUCCCUCUCCGGCACGACGCUCCACAAACAGGUGACCCCCGAGGACGCGGCCGCCCUCUACGGGAGGAUACUGCGCUACAAGGGCCUGGAGGAGAAGAGCAGCCUGCCCGCGGAGAAGCUGUGCUUCGAGACCAGCGCCAAGACGGGCUACAACGUGGACGCUCUGUUCGAGGCGCUGUUUGACCUGGUGCUGCCGUCCAUCCUGAGGAAGAGGAACGAGAACCAGGAGUCUUCCACGGUGGACCUGGAGGAGUGCCGGGGGGCCGGCAGCAAGCGGGCCAGGGCCGCCUGCUGCUAGAGGUAGCUGCUCCCAGAGACUCUAGGCGCUGGUCUGCACACGAUCCUGUGACGCUCCUACUUAUUGUUGACCCGAUGGCGUUCAUGAUCUCGCCGUUACACAUUCCUGUUUCUGUCAUAGUGGCCGCUAACAUUUUAAGGAGCUUUAAAACCUCCUCCACAACAACUGAAACCACACUAGUAUCCCAACAAUGUGUCUGUGAUGAAAUAACAAACAUAAGAAAUCAAUCACUGCUUUUUGUUCGUGUUUUGCAUUCACACGUUUAACAUCACUAAUUGUAGUUAUGUAAGAUUGCAACCAAUCAUGUUUUCUUUUAUGCUCUGUUUCGAGGGUGAAUACCCAUCUUUAUAUCUAAGAGGCACAUUUAUAAUUUUUCAAAGAGUGUGAAUAGUUGAUAAAUCGAAUUGUUAAGUACGCUGUCAUAAUAAAGAUUUUUUACAGUC